Exaiptasia diaphana is the source of this 2053-nucleotide messenger RNA. RefSeq names its product somatostatin receptor type 5-like. Gene Ontology annotation, cellular component: membrane. Gene Ontology annotation, biological process: G protein-coupled receptor signaling pathway. The transcript has a single exon. NCBI's taxonomy places the organism in Eukaryota, Metazoa, Cnidaria, Anthozoa, Actiniaria, Aiptasiidae. The coding region runs from base 217 to 1395 and encodes 392 amino acids. The record is from RefSeq and is a predicted model, not a curated record. Gene Ontology annotation, molecular function: G protein-coupled receptor activity.
UAGCAUCUCUUGAAACUGUCGAUCAUAUUUACUAGGUAAAGAGUGCUUCCAACAUAUCGCCACUAUUGCUUCACUAUGAUUGGAAGAUAAGGCCAUGACGUCACGUCAACCCACGGAGAUUUAAAGAUCAGACUAGCGUAUUUAAAUCAUUUGACUUUUUUCAGUCCUCGAACAUAGGCGUUCAAAAUUAAUCAGCCAUAGCAAUUCUGACUCAAUAUGAACACUUCUAUCAGUAACAUUACUGGAGUGGCAAGGACAUCCCAGAAUAAUGGUCGAUUGGUCAAAAUCACCGUGUGUUCUAUUCUUGCAUUCACUGGUCUUCUAAGUAACACUAUGAUAGUGAUACUAUUUACAAAAAACAAACUCUUAAGAAGGUCAAGCAACGCGUUUAUUCUCAACAUGGCGAUCUCCGACUUGCUUGUGCCUCCUUUUUCCAUUUCAAUCCUCCUUCUUAAUGAAGUCAACAAUAGUCUUGAUUGGCAAAUUUCUGGAGUACCUGGAUUGUAUAUGUGUAAAAUUGUUACAUUUUUGGGAGAUUUGUCGCCUUUGGUAUCCACGUUUUGUCUUGUUUUCAUGUCUUUCGACCGGUUCUUGGCCGUUGUGUACCCUACAAAGAGGCACCUACGAACGCCAAGAGUCCGAAGAUAUUUUAUUGKAAUCAGUUGGUUUGUGCCCAUCUUAUACUGCCUUAAGAACGUUUAUGCCUAUCAAAUCGUUGGACACUACUGCGGUGAAUACUGGGGGCCUCCUUUGAGUCACCAUAAACUUACAUUAACAAUGCUCAAGAUUCUCUAUAGUGUUAUCUUCAUCUUUUUACCUCUAGUUCUCAUAACCGUAUUCUAUGGAUGCAUACUAUGGACCCUACGAAAACAGCAUCUUCUCCACAAAAAGAGCAUCUUCUGUCAGUACCAGGUACGACAACGGCGCAGACAACGCAAAAAGAUCAACAUUUUAGCUUUUAGUGUCGURCUUGCGUUUGUUCUUUGUUACGGGCCGUUGUACUGUCUUAUCUAUAUAAAUUUUUCAUUUUUGAAAUGGACUAGGCCAAAGGGAAUUUUCAAAAGCUUGAUCAUCCCUGCAUACCUGUUAGCUUAUGCUAAUUCUACAAUAAACCCCGUCAUUUGCUUUCUAUUUAACAGCGAGCUCAGAAAAAUUCUCAAAGAGUCUCUCCCUUGUCACAUUAAGAUAUGUAAAAGUGAUUACCAAUGUAGGCUUUUUGGCUUGCGAAAAAGCUAUGAGCUGAARACGAUUGAUGUGUCGAGUGCUCCAGCAACUGUUAUGACUAGCGUGACUUACAUUAAUGAUAAUGAAGAGAGACUGGUAAAGAUUGUCAAGGAUCACAGMAAUAAUGGUGGAUAUGUGAUCCGAUUUGAAAACCUUAAUGAGAGAAUGUAAUAUUAAAAUUAUAUAUCCUGAUAAAUGAAGACAAACAGAUGUCCAACUAUCUGUGGAUGUAAUAAAUGACUGUGUAUCAAAUAUAGUUCGGUAUGGACGAAACUGAGCUAGAAAAAAGAUAAGACGUAUAUUUGACUUGAAUGGAUAUGACAGAACUGGUGAACGAAUGCAUGAAUGGAUGGAURRAUAGUAAAUCGAUAAAUGAAUUAUUGGAUGGAUGACAAGUCAAUUAUUGGAUGGAUGAAUGGGUGGACAAGUGAAUAAAUCACUACUCGAUGAAUGAAAAACAAAUCGUCUAUAUAUAUUUUAAAAGCGAACUAAAUUACGAAAAAUAUCAUAUAUCUACAACUAGAGAGGAAAGAAAAUGAGUUAAUUAAGUGGAAUAUAAUUAAAUUUAGGAAAACCUUCGACAAAUAUAUAUAUCGCGCAACAUUCGAAAGAACAUUUUCACAUUGAACAUUGCAAUAGAAUAUCACAGUCGAAUCGAUUUGUUAAUUUUCUCAUUAGCAGCUCUUGAAAAAGUUAAAAAAAUGCGCUUUUGCCGUCGAAUUGUCCGCCGGCGGCAAAUCUAAGCUUUUUAUUAACCAAAAAGCUGUAAAAGUACACUAUGUCUGUGUCUGUAUGGAUGAAAUGACAAAUAAACAUACAAAAAAAGGCG